AUGUCACACCAGAUCACGGUGUGGGCCCAUGACCACCGAGUACAUACUUGCUUUGGAGGAAAAUCCCUACAAAGCGCAGCAAGACGGGCUGGGACGUCAUGCGCCAACUGCAAGACCACCACUACGACACUAUGGCGGAGAAACCAAGGUGGUGAACCCGUCUGCAAUGCUUGCGGCUUGUACUAUAAGCUGCACAAUGUGAAUCGGCCGCUAACGAUGAAGAAGGAAGGGAUCCAAACACGAAAUCGGAAGUUAUCGUCCAAAUCGAAGAAGAAGAAGGGAAUGCCCGGCUCGUGUCUUCCACUGGGUGGCCACCAUUUGGGUGACCUGAUGAAGCCACUGGACCACAACAAGUCGUUCCCGGGGGCGUUCCCUGGUUCGAUGGGUCAGCACAGUCAUCUAUCGGGUGGGUUGCAUCCAGCGCACACACACAUGCACGGUGGAUGGUACACAACCGGGAUGGGUGCCCUCGGAUCGUCCAGCAGUCUGCAGAGUGGGUUCGGUGGUGCCGCCGCGCUAGGAGGUGGAAUGGGACCGCACACGCAAUCGUACCACCUGGGACUCAACUCGAUGAGUUGGCGCUCGGAAUACACGUGAUGGAGCACCAGUAACUUCAACACAAACUUGUUCGACUUUAGCACAUCCCCAAAAUUGCAGCACCAUCAGCAUCAACAUCAACAGUCAGCGCAUCAUCACCAUCAUCAUCAUCCUCACCACCACCACCAUCAUCAUCAGCAGAGCAGUAGUAGUACCGGUGGACUGUUCGAACCUCAGCCACUUCCACAUCCUAAUCACCAUCAACCUCAUCAUCAUCAUCAUCAUCAUCAUCAUCACCAUCCGGUACCGCUAAGUAGCAGCAAUGGCAGCAGCCAAGAUCUUGACCUGCACAGUCAGCAGCAACAGGCGUUCCAAGAAUCGCAGCUUCACCAACAUCAGCUGCACCUAGCGGCGAGUCAAGUACAAAUCUAAGACAUACUAUCACAUCGUCACUUGCUGGUACUGUGUGGAAUUAGCGGAUUUGAAUGUUUUAAGAAAGGUUUUGCUGAGGUGAGGUUCCUCCGGAUAGAUUCAUUUUCAUUGGAGUCUAGUCAAAGGCAGAUUCGGAAAUUUUACGGUUACAGAAUGGUUUAUUUGUGAGUUUGAUAAGAAUUUGACGAAUUGUGGAACUGGUGCUCUUCGAUGUUUAUAGUAGUACUACACACCUGGGAUACAAAUACUUUCGUCGUCAUGUUGUUGUGUUAUUGAGCUGGUUUGAUUUGGUGCAAAUUGGUGACAAAAUCACAUGACAUUUAUGAGUGAGCAGUGCAGAACUUAACAUAGCCUUGGUCACAUAUUUGUGAACAUAGAAGCACAUACUAACAGACAUAACACUCGAAAAUAGUACUUCGCCCGUCUUAACGGUCAUUUCAAAUAUAUUUGUAGUUGGGACUGUGGCCACAUUUGAAAUUAUGGCGCCACUGACAUAUGAACAAGCAUGUGGGGGAUAGACCACUAGCGAAAAAUUGUUCCCAAACCAGAGGGGUAACCCAUCAGCAAAUGAGUGUUUGGGACCGUGAAUAAAAGGUGGAGCUAGUGUUCUGGGAAAAUUUCCGGAUCGAUGUUUUUUGAGGGAAUUCCCUUAAAGUGUUAUGUCUGUUAGUCUAUGAUAGAAGUUCUGCUAGCACGAAAAAAGCGUUCCCAAAUUCGUGAAUAAAAUGCCAUGAAUUGUGGAAUAUUGACAUUGGUACGUUACGCAAACAGGACCGUGAAAAAAGAUCCUGUUUUAUAGUGUUCAACUAUUUUCUUCCGUAGUGCAUGCGUAACGUAAUUUGUGGAAACAUUUAUUUUUAUUGUGAAAUUCAGUAACCGUCAGGACCAACGGAGGACGUGGAUAGUAAUGGGUUACACUACCGACUUGAAAAUAUCCGAGUAGGUAAUUACUCACUCGAAAUUAUAAACAAACUUAUAAUUUGAAAACUGUAUCUUGUGCUCACAAAGGGUGUACGGAAUCGAAUUGCAUUACUUUCAAAUUGCCAUAACUGUAUUUUUUGUUGCAAUUUUGGGUAAAAUUAGUUCAAUGUCAACUCUGACUGCGACUGCUGCUUCCUUAGUCGCUAUCAUCCAAGGAAGUACAAAUCCAAGGAAGUUCCGAAUUUCCGAAUGGACACACUGCGCUAGGGCCGUAGAGA
This is a messenger RNA of Topomyia yanbarensis, 2168 nucleotides long. RefSeq names its product GATA-binding factor C-like. Gene Ontology annotation, molecular function: zinc ion binding; DNA-binding transcription factor activity, RNA polymerase II-specific; RNA polymerase II cis-regulatory region sequence-specific DNA binding. Gene Ontology annotation, biological process: positive regulation of transcription by RNA polymerase II; negative regulation of transcription by RNA polymerase II; cell fate commitment. The record is from RefSeq and is a predicted model, not a curated record. The transcript has 5 exons. The coding region runs from base 1 to 597 and encodes 198 amino acids. Lineage: Eukaryota; Metazoa; Arthropoda; Insecta; Diptera; Culicidae.